GGGGGUCUGUAUACCACUUUGGCAGCUGGAAUUUCAAGAGUGAGAUGGUUUGGAGUGGAAGGAGACUACAAUGCUCUUGUGAAGGACGUAAUGGGAAUCAAUCGGGUGGAGUUUGUCCAUUCCAAAUCAUUUCUACACCGGGACAUGAAGCCAAAUAACUUCCUCAUUGUUGCCUCUCAGCAAUUGCGUGAGGUUUACAUUGGAAGUUUCAGUCUUGCUAAGCAGUAUAGAGACACAUCAACUCAUCAGCAUAUUCCUUACAGAGUGUUGAGUUCUCGUGUAUAUAAUGCACAGAAGGUAAGAAGUGGAAACCUAAUGCAACGUAUUCAAGCAUCAAUACUCACCGUGGCGUUGAACAAAGCUGCCGGGAUGAUUUAGAAUCACUUGGAUAUGUGCUUAUGUACUUUCUAUUUGGAAGUCUGCCUUGGCAAGGGGUGUCAGCAAGUACUGGGAAUGCUAGGAAUGAUGAAGAGUUUGAGAGGAAAUGUGAAAUAAAAGAGUCAACUUCAA
Molecule: messenger RNA, 510 nt
Organism: Malus domestica (apple)
Lineage: Eukaryota; Viridiplantae; Streptophyta; Magnoliopsida; Rosales; Rosaceae
Product: casein kinase 1-like protein 1
Biological process (GO): signal transduction; endocytosis; peptidyl-serine phosphorylation
Cellular component (GO): cytoplasm; nucleus
Molecular function (GO): protein serine/threonine kinase activity; ATP binding
Source: RefSeq, a predicted model, not a curated record